This is a messenger RNA of Amphibalanus amphitrite, 2132 nucleotides long. Its product is annotated as transforming growth factor-beta-induced protein ig-h3-like. Bases 322 to 1953 code for a protein of 543 amino acids. Lineage: Eukaryota; Metazoa; Arthropoda; Thecostraca; Balanomorpha; Balanidae. The record is from RefSeq and is a predicted model, not a curated record. The transcript has 10 exons.
CACAGAACACAACCUUUUGUGCGACUCAGUAAGAACGUAUGCGUGGAGCGGCGUAACUUCACGCGCGAGGUGGGCGGUAGCAGGGGCUCGGGCCGCGCGAGCUCCAGCGGCUCCUCGUGUUCCUCGGCGUCCGGCACGCGGGUCUGCGUCUCGACCAGCAUCGUCAACGGCGUGGCCACCAUCACCGAGAGCAUCAGCCGCUGCUGUCCCGGCACCGCGGCCAAGGCAAACGGCUGCGUCAAGAUUGCGGUCAAGAAAGCCCCGGAGAAGCUGCAGGAUUUGGAAUCGUUUGCGUUCCUGCAGCUGCUCAGAAGGGCUGGAAUGAGUGACAUGCUGGACGGAAAGUACACGAUAUUUGUUCCGGCAGACCCCGCUGUUCAGAAGCUUCUGCGGUCUCAUCUUUAUUUGGAGCAUUCUCCAGAAAUCCGUCGUAUCCUCGGAGGGCACAUUGUCGACGGCAUUCUCCCGGUGUCUCAGCUGACGUCACAGACGCCAGUGAUGACCCGCGCGGGCCCACUGUGGGUCACCCGGGGUCACAGAGGUCUCCUGGCGAACUGCGAGCCCCUCCUGUCACGUGACCGGCCCACGCCCGGAGGAGGGGUCAUCCACACAGUGGAAGGAGUGCUCCACUCCGACCGUCGGUCACUGGUACAGGUCGUCAGGGACAGGCCGGAACUCAGCACACUGGCGCAGAUGCUGGUCGAGACGGGUCUUGCCGAUGAACUAGACCGCCGCAGGUCGCUGACACUGUUUGCUCCAACGAACGAGGCGUUUGAGAAAAUCCAGUUGCCAGAGGAUGCCUACAUGAGAAAAGAGAUCCUGCGCUCCCAUAUUCUGAGCGGCUUGCAGUGCCGGGCCGGUCUGCCGGGCGGGGGCACGGACGGCCGCGGCCGGCCUACGCUCCUGUUUGCUGACGGCUCCCGGGGUGUGACGGUGGUACCCCGACUGCAGGAAGCAUCGAGUACCGUCCAACUGGCAGGUCCCGGUCUGAUCACCGCUACUGGCCUGCUGCAGACGGUCACACAGGUCAUCAUGCCGCCGUUUGCCGUGGCCACACUGACCACCCUCCGACGUCUGGAGGACUCUGCCAGGUUCGCCCAUCUCCUGGCCAACGCUGGGCUAUCCGAUCAGGCCAACGGAGAAAACGUGACUUUGCUGGUGCCACCGUCAAAGGAGCUAUCCGGCCUCCCUGACACGAGUCGCGGCCGUCUGCGUUCGCUGCUCUCCCCCCACCUCCUCUCCGGCUCCGGGCUGCGGCCGGAGCCGGGCGGUGCUCUCUGGGCACAACCCCUCUCCGGCGGCCGACCGCUCCUGGUCACAGCCCCCUCCCCGGGACCAGCGGCCGACCAGCCGCCGCUGGUCCAGUGCUCGGCCGUGCUGGGCCAGCUGGAUCUCGAUAAGCCAGCGGUGGAUGUGCUGGGGAUCGGCCAGGUGCUGACCCCGCCGGCAGCCGACCUGCUGACGGCACUUAAUAGCCGACCGGAGCUGUCCAACUUUGCCAGAGCUGUGCAGCUCUCCGGUCUGGCUGACGUCCUGGGUUCCGGUCUGUCCGACGAGCUAAGGGAGGGAGAUCUUCUCACACUACUGGCUCCUGUCAACCCGGCUCUGGUGGACAUCAGUUACCUUGAUACGACGCAAAAAGCGGCCGACUUUGUGCGCGUCCAUCUCAUUCGCGGUGCCGUCUGCUGCGGCGGUAUGAACCCCUACCUAACCCCAUACCGUCGGCUGGACGGUGGCCGUCUCUUGAUGGCCAGUUCGUCCGACGGCGGGGCCACGGUGCUUCCUUUGGACACGCUGGCCACGGGGGCGGUGGAUACAGUCUCCUGUGACCUGGUGACCUCCAAUGGGGUGCUGCACACGCUGCGCCGACCUCUGGAGGGGCCGGGAGCCGAUACGGACCCGCUCUCUGAUGUUUCUGAGCUACAGUUGUCGCUAUUUAUGCCCGCUGUCUGAGACAUGAGGUGUGAUAUCUGAGACAGGAGCUGUAAUGUUUGUCUUAUUUGAAAGAUUGAAUAUUUAUUCUAAAUGCGCAGUUAAUCAUCUGAGUACGAUUAUUUUUCAUAAUCGAUUGGAAACAUGUAAUAAAAUACACGAGCACAUUGUUCUAUGAAAAACAUAUAACAAAAACGUAA